Nannospalax galili (Upper Galilee mountains blind mole rat) is the source of this 2430-nucleotide messenger RNA. It is a transcript of the gene Mpl, whose product is annotated as MPL proto-oncogene, thrombopoietin receptor. The record is from RefSeq and is a predicted model, not a curated record. The transcript is spliced from 12 exons. Gene Ontology annotation, cellular component: external side of plasma membrane; membrane. Gene Ontology annotation, molecular function: cytokine receptor activity; protein binding. Bases 43 to 1947 code for a protein of 634 amino acids. Gene Ontology annotation, biological process: cytokine-mediated signaling pathway; positive regulation of cell population proliferation; hemopoiesis. Lineage: Eukaryota; Metazoa; Chordata; Mammalia; Rodentia; Spalacidae.
GAAGGGAGGAUGGGCUAGGGCAGGCACACAGUACCGGAGAAGAUGCCCUCUUGGGCCCUCUUCAUGGCUACCUCCUGUCUCCUCCUGGCUCCUCCAAACCUGGCACAAGUCAGCAGCCAAGAUGCCUUCUUGCUGGCCUCGGACUCAGAGCCCCUGAACUGUUUCUCCCAAACAUUUGAAGACCUCACUUGCUUCUGGGAUGAGGAAAAGGUAGCACCCAAUGGGACAUACCAGCUGUUGUAUGCCUAUCCAGGAGAGAAGCCCCGAGCCUGCCCCCUGAGUUCCCAGAGUUCCCUCUUUGGAACCCGAUACGUGUGCCGGUUUCCAGCCCAGGAUGAAGUACGCCUCUUCUUUCCGCUGCACCUCUGGGUGAAGAAUGUGUUCCUGAACCAGACUGUGACCCAGCGGGUACUCUUCGUGGAUAGUGUAGGCCUGCCAGCUCCCCCCAGUAUCAUCAAGGCUGGGGGCGGGAGCCAGCCAGGGGAACUUCAGAUCCACUGGAAGGCCCCCGCUCCUGAAAUCAGUGAUUUCCUGAGACAUGAAGUCCGCUAUGGCCCCAUGGACUCAAGCAACUCCACUGGCCCCUCAGUCAUGCAGCUGCUCUCCACAGAAACCUGCUGUCCCACUCUGCGGAUGCUGAACCCAGUCCCUGUUCUGGACCAGCCUCCAUGCAUUCAGCCUACAGUACCCCAACAACAAGGACCAAUGAGGACCGCCCCAACUGGAGAAGUUCCAUCUCCGACAGUAAGAGGUGGAAGUUGUCUCAUCUCGGGGUUCCGGCCUGGCAAGUCCUACUGGCUCCAGCUGCGCAGCCAACCUGAUGGAGUCUCCCUUCGUGGAUCCUGGGGACCCUGGUCCUUCCCGGUGACUGUGGACCUGCCAGGAGAUGCAGAGGCAAUUGGACUGCAGUGCUUUACCGUAGACCUAAAGAAUGUUAUCUGUCAGUGGCAGCAACAAGCACAUGCUAGUUCCCAGGGCUUCUUCCACCACAGCAGGACACGGUGCUGCCCCAGAGAUGGGGACCCCACCUGGGAGAAGUGUGAAGAUGAGGAAACAAAUCCAGGAUCACAGCCCCCUCAGUUCUCCCGCUGCCACUUCAAGUCACAAAAUGACAGUGUUAUUCACAUCCUUGUAGAGGUGACCACAGCCCAAGGUGAUGUUCACAGCUACCUGGGCUCUCCUUUCUGGAUCCACCAGGCUGUGCUCCUCCCCACCCCAAGCCUGCACUGGAGGGAGGUGUCAAGUGGGCAGCUAGAAUUGAAGUGGCAGCACCCUUCAUCCUGGGCAGCCCAAGAGACCUGCUAUCAGCUCCGAUACACAGGAGAAGGCCAUCAGGACUGGAAGGUGCUGGAACCGCCUCUCGGGGCCGGGGGAGGGACCCUGGAGCUGCGCCCCAGAUCCCGCUACAGCCUACAGCUGCGCGCCAGGCUCAACGGCCCCACUUUCCAAGGCCCCUGGAGCGCCUGGUCUCAGCCCGCGAGGGUGGAGACCGCCACGGAGACCGCCUGGAUCUCCUUGGUGACUGCUCUGCUCCUGGUGCUGAGCCUCAGUGCUCUUCUGGGCCUGCUGCUGCUGAGGUGGCAGUUUCCUGCCCAUUACAGGAGGCUGAGGCAUGCCUUGUGGCCGUCACUUCCAGACCUACACCGGGUCAUAGGCCAGUACCUUAGAGAUACUGCAACCCUAAGUCCUCCCAAGGCCACAGUUACUGACACCUGCGAAGAAGUGGAACCCAGCCUCCUUGAAAUCCUACCUAAGUCCUCAGAGAGGACUCCCUUGCCCCUGUGUUCUUCCCAGCCUCGGACGGACUACCGAGGACUGCAGCCUUCUUGCUUGGGGCCCGUGCCCUUGUCUGUGUGCCCACCCCCUGUGGCUGAGGCAGGGUCCUGCUGUACUACCCACAUCGCCAACCACUCCUACCUACCGCUAAGCUAUUGGCAGCAGCCCUGAAGGCAGGCCCCCGACUCCCACAGAUCUAGGUUACUCUGCACACUACUUUAUCCUACCUGUAACACCAACACCUCAGACCUUACUUCCAUCCUGCUCUACCACUCCAUCUACUUCAUGGGGCUUCAUAGCACUCAUCUUUCCACACCUGACAAACCCAUCACCCUUUCUCUACAGUGACUUGAAUAGACUCCCCCGACCCCCGCUUUUUUUUAAGACAAAGCCUCACUAUGUACCCCUGGCUGGCCUGAAACUCACUAUGUAGACCAUGUUGGCCUCCAACUCACAGAGAUCUGCUUGCUUCUGCCUCUGCCUCUGCCUCCUGAGUUCUGGGAUUAAAGGUGUAUGUCACUAUAUCCAGAUUUAGUUAUUCCUUCUUAAUCUUUUAUUCUAGCAUUUAUUCCAUUUCAUAAUUAUUUCAAUCUCUCAACAAUCUUUUCUUUUUGGCAGUGCUGGGAUCAAACCCAGGACCUGCCUUGACCACUG